GUAAGGACUGUAGCGAUUGAUGACACGGUUUGUGUUCGCCUUUUAGCCUCCAAAAACAGGGUUGCUCCACUUAAACCCACAACUAUACCACGUUUGGAGUUGUGUGGUGCAUUAUUAGGGACGCGACUCUUUCAGAAGGUACGCAAAUCUCUUACUCUAAAUUUUACGGCUGGCCAGACGUGGAGCUAUGUACCUUCCAAGUCUAAUCCGUCGGAUUUGGCUUCCCGCGGGGCCAAGGCUGAUUCCAUCAGCUCAUCUGUUCUGUGGUGGCUCGGCCCUGAUUUCAUCAAUCAGACUAAAAUACAAUUUCCCAGUUUUCCCAACUCACAAAAUAAUUUAUUUUCAGAAACAGCUUUAUAUACAGACGAACACGUCGAAAAUAAUACUAACACAAAUAAUAAUAUUACACAACCUAAUCUAAUUUCUAACCUAGUUCAUAAAACAUCAUCUUAUACUAAAUUAAUCAGAAUAGUUGCUUAUAUACAAAGAUUUAUUUUUAAUUGCAAAAAUAAAUUGAGAAAAUCAUCAUAUUUAACCUAUAAAGAACUACAAUCAUCGCAAAAUGUAAUACUAAACAUUGCUCAACAGGAAAUGUUUCCUGAAGAGUACAUUACUCUUAAAGCAAAACAAACUUUACAUAAAAAGAAUCGUUUAAUAAGUCUUUCACCCUUUAUAGAUUCACAGAAUUUAAUUCGCGUAGGCGGUCGUUUAGAAAAUUCUAAUUAUGACUACAAUAUCAAACACCCUAUUUUAUUAUGCAGUAAACAUCACUUAACCAAAAGUAUAUUUGAAAAAGAGCAUAAAGCACUUUUUCACGGAGGGCCUCAACUAUUGUUGGCACAAGUACGUCUUAAUUACUGGCCUCUUGCAGGUAAAAAUCUUGCGAAGCAUGUAGUACGUUCCUGUGUACGUUGCACUCGCUUCAAAGCGCAGCCUAUACAGAUUCCUAUGGGUAAUUUACCUACUGAUAGGACGCAUUUAGAGUUUCCUUUUUUGAGAUCAGGAAUGGAUUUCGCCGGGCCAGUGCUUAUAGCCGACCGUAAAGGUAGAGGUUGCAGGUUAACUAAAUCAUAUAUUUGUGUUUUUGUGUGCUUUGCAGUCAGAGCCGUGCACCUGGAGCUAGUGUCCGAUUUAACUAAGGAGGCCUUUCUUGCGGCCUUCAGCCGGUUCAUUAGCAGAAGGGGCAAACCUCAGCGUGUGUACUCCGACAACGGCUCAACAUUUGUGGGAGCUUUUAAUGAGCUUUCACGCUUCAUACAGGUUUCUUCUAAGCAAAUAGAGUCUGAUCUUGCAAAUCAGGACAUACAGUUUAAAUUCAUUCCUGCCUAUUCCCCACAUUUUGGUGGGAUAUGGGAAGCGGCAGUAAAAUCAACAAAACAUCUACUACGUAGAGUCUUAAGUCUUACUCACUUAACAUAUGAGGAGUUGUCGACAUGCCUGAUUCAGAUAGAGGCUAUUUUAAAUUCCAGACCUCUAACGCCUUUAUCAUCGGAUCCUUCUGAUCUUUCUUUUCUUACUCCUUCCCAUUUCCUCCUCGGGCGAGCUCAGAGUUCGAUAAUCCGACCUGGACUCACCGAACACAACAUACAUCGCCUGCAGCGCUUCGACCGCAUCGAAAAGCUGCGUCAGCACUUUUGGCAGCGCUACUCUAAUGAAUACGUAUCUCUUCUGCAGCAACGCACCAGGUGGCAGACCGGCGGUCAAGACCUCAAGGUUGGAGCAAUGGUCCUUGUACGAGACGUCAAUCUUCCGCCUCUUCUGUGGCUACUUGGAAGAGUAGUCGCUGUCAAACCUGGGACAGACGGGCGCAGUCGAGUCGCCGACAUACGGACGAAGAAGGGCACCAUAACUCGUGCCUACAACAACAUCGUGCCGCUUCCUCUUCAAUGACAUGUUCCCGGGGGAAUAUGUUCCUACGUCUCAUCGGGCCGCGCGGCGCUGGCGGGCAAACCGGUAGCCCCCGCGCGCCGGCCUUCAGCGUGCACCUCCCCGCGCACCUCCCUGCGACAUCCGCGGCCAGCGAGGAGCGCGUCGCGGCCGCGAGUCCCUUCACUUCACCGGACCACCGGCCUACGCGACGCACGCACCGCGGCUAUACCUCGAAUACAGUUCAUUCUCAUCGAA
Messenger RNA from Aricia agestis (brown argus), 2124 nucleotides. RefSeq lists its product as uncharacterized. Bases 592 to 1890 code for a protein of 432 amino acids. Gene Ontology annotation, biological process: DNA integration. The transcript has 2 exons. Gene Ontology annotation, molecular function: nucleic acid binding. Lineage: Eukaryota; Metazoa; Arthropoda; Insecta; Lepidoptera; Lycaenidae. The record is from RefSeq and is a predicted model, not a curated record.